This is a messenger RNA of Papaver somniferum (opium poppy), 1887 nucleotides long. RefSeq names its product transcription factor bHLH68-like. Gene Ontology annotation, molecular function: RNA polymerase II cis-regulatory region sequence-specific DNA binding; protein dimerization activity; DNA-binding transcription factor activity, RNA polymerase II-specific. The transcript is spliced from 9 exons. Gene Ontology annotation, cellular component: nucleus. The record is from RefSeq and is a predicted model, not a curated record. Gene Ontology annotation, biological process: regulation of transcription by RNA polymerase II. The coding region runs from base 319 to 1461 and encodes 380 amino acids. Lineage: Eukaryota; Viridiplantae; Streptophyta; Magnoliopsida; Ranunculales; Papaveraceae.
AAAAAUAAAGAAAGAAAAUAGAAAGAAAGAAAGUAAAAAAGAGAGUAAAACAUGAAAAAGGGUAGGAGUAAAGAAAGAGAGAAGAGAUUGAUGAGAUAACAAAAGAGAAGCUAGAAGAAACAAUAAGCUUCUCAUCAUUCUAUGUGUAUUGAAAACUCACUGUAAAACAGGAGAAGAAGUUUAAGAAGAAGAAGAAACUAGCUAGGGUUUGGGUUUCUACCAUAUGAUACAACAAAGCAAGUAGUGAAGCAGCUAUCAGAAGUGCUGGAACUAGUUUGUAGAGAUUCUUUGAGAGUGAUUUGAGGAUUGAAGGAAGGAAUGAAUAGAGGGUUUCUAGAGAGUUUGCCAGUGCAACAAAUGAUGAUGAGUGCAGGAAAUCCAAAUUGGUGGAAUAUUAACAAUACAGUGAAACCACCACCACUACUCCAUUCUCAACUACAACCAAAUCCUUCGACAACAUCUCUUCUGCCACAAUACCCACCUUCAUCACUUCCUUUGAACUUCUUAGAAAAUGAUCAUAAUCAUCAAGAACUUCCCGAGUCUUGGUGUCAACUUCUCAUGGGAGGAUCACCAAUUGUAGAAGAAGGAGAUGAAAGAUUAGGUUUGAGUAAUCAAUAUAAUCAACAAGUUAAGAAGUUAGAGAACUGGGAAGAACAAAUUUUCUAUCCAUCUGAAGCAAAUGAUAAUAAUAGUUCUAUAGUUGAUCAUGUGAAACAAGAAGUAUCUGAAAGUGCGGCUUAUGCUUACGGUCUUGUUAGUAACGGAGAAUUUCAGACAUCAAAUGGAAGAGUAGUGCCUAAUUGGUCUCCUCAUCAUCAAGUUAUGCCAGUUUCAUCUCCAAGUUCUUGUGUUACUAGUUUCAGCAGCAAUAGUAUGUUGGAUUUCUCUACUACAAAGUCUGAUAAUACUCAUGGUACCAAACAUCAUCCACAACCAGAUCAUUCGUCUGAGUGUAAUAGCACUGCAACAGGUGGGGCAUUUAAGAAAGCUAGGGUUCAACAAUCUUCUACACAAUCUACUUUCAAGGUGAGAAAGGAGAAAAUAGGUGAUAGAAUAACAGCACUACACCAGCUAGUUUCUCCAUUCGGGAAGACUGACACAGCCUCAGUCUUGUUAGAAGCUAUUGGGUACAUUAGAUUCCUCCAGAACCAAAUUGAGGCCCUGAGCUUGCCGUACUUGGGCAGUGGAUCAGGAAACAUGAACCAACAACUACAACAUCAACAACAGUCUGUUCAAGGAGAAAAGAAUUGUAUAUUUCCCGAAGACCCUGGUCAGCUCUUACAUGUCGACACCAAUAACAUGAAAAGAAGAGGAGUUCCUGAUCAGGAUUCGGAAAAUGCACCCAGGAUGGACUUGAGGAGUAGAGGGUUAUGUCUAGUUCCACUAGCGUGUACACUUCAAGUAGGAAGUGAUAACGCGGCAGAUUUCUGGGCUCCAACGCUCGGUGGAGGUUUCCGAUAAGCACCUGGAAACACAGGUGUUAAUUAGGUCAUCAACAGCACGUACAGUACCGUGGUACCGAAUGGACAAAGUAUCGAUCGGAUGAAUGAAGCUUUCAUGGAAUGAUGAUAUAACAUCAUGAGCAGUCACUCUGCUAAGAAAAGGAAUCAAGGCUGAUUGCUCAUGAUGCUAUGCAUUUAUCUAAUUAUCAAAGAUUUAGCGAGAAUAAAUAUGUAAUGUGCUGUAUAUUACUAGUUUAGUAGUUAAUUAAUAGGGUUUUCUCAAGAGUGCAUGGCCUCUUUCUAGUGUUACUACUCUGAUCUCUUUCUAAUCCGAGAUUAGUUUGUUGGGGUUUCCUAUCCUUCAUCGAUCUAUCUGUAUUCUAAUACAAUUGCUUUGUUGUAUAUGUAAACUCUACUAGUAAUUCAAAUGUUAAGGUUAACUACU